Molecule: messenger RNA, 2349 nt
Organism: Cladophialophora immunda
Lineage: Eukaryota; Fungi; Ascomycota; Eurotiomycetes; Chaetothyriales; Herpotrichiellaceae
Exons: 1
Coding region: 623-1879 (418 amino acids)
Source: RefSeq, a predicted model, not a curated record
GCCUCCUCCACCAGCGGUGAACCAGUCUUUGAGCUUGCAUGACGCAUCCAGAGACGCACAAUCUUCCAAGCACUACUAUCUCCUGGAUAUCUCAUCGUUCGUUCCAUCCAGCUCUCAGACUCGUCACGCCUUUUGACGUGAGAUCUUCCUUUGGGGAUAGCUAGGCAUACCACCGCCACCAGCAAUCGCCAUCACCAACGAACUUACUAAGUCGAGACUUGAAAAGUCAUGUGCCCCCUCUGACUCACGAAUGCUUUAUACGCCCUCCUUUCAGUUUUAUCGCAAGAAAGUAGUCGAAGCUGUCGCCUCUAGUGCAUAGACUUCUAUCCAGCCUACUUACGUCUCAUCAGCGCGAUUCUGAGGGGCUGACUCUUAAGAGGGACAACAGAGCAUUGACAACAGUUCUCCAGCCUGUGUCAGUCGCUGCUGUAUUUGCGCCUCGUGUUCAUAUACACCGUUCAAGCCGUCUCGACUUUGAGCAUCGCUUUGCGAGCAUUGUGUCCACAAAGCAGGGAUUAUAUGCUGAGGACCAUACACUAGACACCAUAUAAUCUUGGUUCUUGGUGCAGUCCUUCCCCAAAACUCUGCCAGGUCCAAGCUCAUCGGGUCAAUUCCUAUCAAAAUGGCCACAAAAACCGACUUCUCAACCCCCGACAUACCUCAAUCCACCGCAACAUUCUACGUCUCAGCCUGCACACGCAUCAACGCCCCCGCAAGCUUGGUCUUCCGCACCCUCCGCAACACCGAAACCUGGAAAGAUUGGAAUCGCUGGAUCCCGCGUGUGACCAUCACAUUUCAGCCGGACGACGAAGACGACGCCACGCUGGCCGAAAUCGAGGAGCUGGUGCGAAAUACUUCGAUCGCGGUGAAUUUCGACUCCGACAUUACCGAUGGAGCGGUCAUGCCGGGCCCGCCAGUCGAGCACUCUACAGCUCAUAGGAGGGGAAGUGGUGGCGGCGGUUUGAGUGCAGCGAAUGGGGGCGCAAGACGCUCAGGCAGCAUUGAGCGGCCGAGUAGUCCACCACCGGUGACAAGGCAAAGGUUAGCCAGCAAUGCCAGUAGAUUCUCAGGAAUAUCCCAGAACAGCAUGGACGGGCCCUCACGGUCGAAUUCUACGGCAAACGCCAACGGCACCGGGACGUUGUCUGCAGCCCAAAAGUACCAGGCCGCGACCGAGGCGCGCAGGGCGUCGCUAUCCCCAGGCCAAUCACCCCCUCCACCCACGGACCAAACCACCAACACCAACUCGAUCCUGCUCGAGUCUCCCGGAAACGCGUCUCUUCUCAUGCCAGCCCCGGCAAAUACCCAGUCAACGGCCCUCGCAGCCAAAGCUUCACGGCGCAAGUCCGCCACCAAUUCGCAGCAACGGAGACAGCUCCAUAUCAACGCCCUCUACGGGGAACCGUCGGUGCGGAUCCAGCUCGGCACGAGGAUGAUCCUGCACAUGAGGAUGAAGCUGCCACACAGCAAGGAGAUGAGGGAACAGGGCGUCGUGGUCACCGAGGUCUCGCGCCCGGACGACCCGCAGGACGAGCCCGGCCGGGCCGCCCUGAUGCGCACGCAGACCCACACCACCUCCAUCUCGGGCGUGUACCGCCUCGUGUGGAGCAGCACCGGCUCGUACAGCCCGCCGAAGAGCUACCCGCGGUUCCUGCUGCAGACGCAGCGCGUCCACGAAAUCAGACCGUACACCAGCGGCGACGGCAAGGAGAUGUGCGAGUACUGGGACUGGGAGUGCCAGAGGGGCAUCCUGGCCAAGCGGAACAAGAAGGAGAGCGCGUACAUGGAGGAGCGGAUGGCCGAGUGGGGGCGCAUGCUGGGCGAGUUCUGCGAGAGCAUGGGCGGCGCGGUCGAGAGGCGGGACUUUAGCGUUGGGUGAUUCUGCCCGGCUUUUGCUGGGCUUGACUCAGGAUGAGUCUUGUCAUCUGAGGGGCCGCCAAACCAAGAACAGGCCGAGCGAGGGCGUGGGGAUUCACCGGAGGCCGGUCUGCGAGACUGGGAUGUACAGCGACCGGACCACCUCAGAGAUGAGGGUAAUCCCGGCCGGCGAGAUUCAAUGAUGCUCGACCGACAGACCGACCGACCGACGAUAAAAGUGAUACGAAGCUAAUGGAUGAAAGAGGAUGCGACAGUUUCACGACCAGAAAAAACAGGGAUCAUGAACCCAUAUAUAAUCUGGGUGUUGAAUGGCCGUGAGUCUAUGGAUACAACUUACGAGGCACGCGGUGGCUUAGUAAUAUAGUAAUGCGAAGGGGAUGCGGCGCUGAUACGAGAGAGAGUGUCAUGUCAUGCGUGAGAAGAUGUAGCUCCCAUGGGUAGAGAGAGAAUGCAAGAUACCCACUCAGCACG